AUUAUAAUAGAAUCUUUUGAAAACAAAUACAAUAUGAACAUGGAGAAAUAUGAUAAAAAUAUGUCUAAAAGUAAUAGCAAAGUUGGUCAAUCUUCAUCUUCGGAUGAAAAUACAAGUUUAGCGGAUUUUAAAUCUCCUAAAGUAAAAAAAAUCAGAACGUUGCAACAGUUCAACUUCAAAAUAGAAACAAAUAAAAAGAAAGAUAAAAAGUUAAAGAGCAAGUCGAAUAAAGGUUUAAAUACAAAAGCGAGUACUAGUAAUCAAUUAAACAAAAAUAUUUUCCAAGUUUCUAAGCAAACAGAAUCUAGUAUGUCUAUGGAAAACAAAGAACCUGAAACACUUUCAAAUAGCGUGAAGAGUUUAUACAUGUGUCCAUUGUGUUUUAAAUCUUUUAAGGAUACAAAUACCAAAACACUUCAUAUGAAAACCUGUGCAUCUAAAAAUAAUGUUUCUACGAAUAAAUUAUUACAAGCUAUAGAAUUACAAGAACGUCAAUCUGCAGAAAGAGCCUCUCUCGGAUUACCUACUGCACCCGUAUUUAAAAAUAAAAAACAGACUACUAUAAAUAGAAAGGUUCCAUCAGAAGAUCGUCAACUGGAGCUUGCUCUUGUACUUUCUAAAUCCCUCUAUGAAGUUGAAGAAGCUGGAUGUUUCUAUGAAGUUGAAGAAGCAGGAUGUUCUUAUGAAAUUGAAAAAGCAGGAUGUUCCUAUGAAGUUGAAAAAACUAUAAAAUCCAAUGAAGUAGAGACUGUAGUAGAAAUAUGUCCGUCAAAAAAUUCUAUUAUGGAGCUUAAGGACAAAGGUCCAAUAGAAACUAGUCGAAAUCAAAAGAAAAAAAAAUCAAACUUUGUAACAGUUUUACAAACUCGUACAAAAGAAGACAGGGAUCGUUUAAUAACUGAAAAAUUAGUUGAAAUUUUAGUAAAUAAUCAGACAUUUAACCAGAGCCAACAACAACAAGAAACUGAACGUGAAGAUUUUAAAAAAAAUUUGAAAAGCCGUCUCCUUAAAAAAUGCUUGGAUUUUGAUAGUAAAUUAUGGAAUUCAGCAAUGUUACAGCAAAAGCAAGAAGAUUUCUACGUUAUGAGUUUAUCACCAUAUGUUGUUCCAAGUACAAAACAAAUAUUUAUGGAAAUUGAAAAUGAUAAUCACCAAUCUAUGAUUAUCGAAAAUAACGAUAUUACAAAUGAGACAGAAUCAAAAGAUUUAUUGCCAACAACAUCUGAUUUGUGUUUGAAUAAAAAGGAAAGCACGAAUAUAUCACCAAAAUCGGAUGUAAAAUUAUCUUCAAAAACAGAAAAAGAAAAUAUUAGCAUACAAUCGUCUAUUAAUACUUUAAUACUUGAUUGGGGAAAUGCACUAAACAAUAGUUCAUCAAGUGAUACAAUAAUAUUUGUUAAUGAUGGCAAACAUAUUUGGGUACAUAAAUUGGUGUUUUAUAUACGAUGUUCUAAUAUUUUACUCGAUAUAACACCAAAUAAUAAUACAACUUAUUCGGUUAAAGAAAUGAUUAAAUGGGCCGACAUAAAAUAUGACAUUGCUUUGGCAUUUUUGGAAUUUAUUUAUUGUGGUAUUAUUAAAAAGUAUGCGAUUACUUUGACUGACAAGAUUGCCAUGUCUUCGCUAGGAAGUUUAGCAAGAAAAUAUAAAGUCAAAGAAUUAUUUACUUAUUUACGUCAUGAAUGUGCUGUUUUGCAUGAUAAAACUUCAGAAAAUUAUGAAUUUGAACUAGACGAUCUUGAUAUACAAGAAGUUUGUAAUAAUGAAGAUGUUAAUUGUGUUAAUCAAAGUAGUCCUAAUAUUUCCCAACUGGAUAUCUCGCAUGAAGAACUGUUAAAAGCAAUUAUGACGUCUCCGAAAAAGAAUACCAAAUUUGAUUCACAUUUGGAUAGAGAAAACAGUAUGUCUCCAGAUAUAUUCAAUGAUACGAAUGAUGAUGUUCAAGUAAAUAAUACAAAUGUGGAUAAUUUAAAUAAAAACCUUGAUAUAUUGUUAAGUCCAAUUCAAAGUAAUUCAGAAAUGAAUACAAAUGAAAACUUUUCUUUAUUAAUAAACAAAAGUCGGUCUCCUAUCGAUGAAUGUGUACUUAAUGAACCAUUAACACAAAUUUCAAGAAAUAGUCCAUUAAAAGAGGUUUCAGAUAUAAUAACAAAAAAAAUUAAAUCUACAAGAAAUCUAAUGUCAUAUAUUGAAGAAAUCCGAAGAGAAAAUGAUAUAAUAGAUUUUACUCCAGAUCCUGAGAGAGACUAUCAGGCUAGUUUCAUUGAAUUUAAUGGAAAUCCAUUUGUGAAGAAGAGGUAUGGCAUUGAAGAUCAUAUUUCUUCAAAACAAGAAGAAAAGACAGGUUUCUUGACUUUUCUUGAAAAUAAUAUGCAGAAUGAUGCUAAUGAAAAUCCACAGUCAGACAAAUUUAGAAUAGAUCUUACACGUACUUCACCUACUGAACAUAAUCAUACAGAUUUAUUAUCAUCAACAAAAGAAAUUGAAAGUAGUUUUACAUAUAAUAGUGAUAAACAUUUAUUACAGAAAGAAACUUUAAAUUCACAGGUCAAUAGUACUUUUAUAAAUGCAUCAUGCAAUUCUAGUAAUAAAAUGGAUACAGAUGAUGAUCCAGAUGUGCAUACAAAAAAUAAAAGAAAACUUGAUGAUAAUAACGAUAAUGCUACAUGUCUAUCUGCUUCGAAAAAACAUAAAAAUGAUACGACUAAAAUAGAAAUUUAUGAAAUAAAAAAUACUAAAGCCAUUGCAUCAAAUUCUGAUGAAGUUGAAAAUGAAGUAGAAAUUUGUGCUAUUGUUAAAAAUCAAAAUAGCUAUCAAGAUAAAGACAAUUUUAAUGAACAAGAAACAGAUCUUUGGAACUAUGAUUAUUCAGAGAUUUUGAAUGUAGUUUUUCCUGAAAUAUCUGAUAUUAAAAAUAAACAUGUAAGUCCCUUAAAAUCAACAACUCCAAAUUCAAUUGUUCUAUCUUCUAGUUCAGAGGUGAGCUUAGAUAGUCAAGAUAUCAAUGAUUUCAACAGAAAUGAGAACAUAUCUGUUGUACGUUCAAAUUUACAUGACUCCGAUGAGGAAUUUCGCUAUAAUUUGUCGAAUGAUAUAAAUUUUUCAAACAUUAAUAUCGAUGAUAAAAUAAAACAUAUUGUACUAUUAGAUAAAAAUGCAUUGCACGUUAUUUCAAGAAAAAAAAUAUUAAAAAGAAAAUGGAAAUCUGAAGAAAAUUUACGAAUGAAUUAUAUGACUGAAGAGAAUGAUCAAAAUAACAAAGAAAAUAAUAACAAAUUGUUUAUAACAAAUAAAUUAUUUACUAUUACAGAAAACGAUGAUACUUCACCGCCAAAUUAUAAUAUUAUGAAUACUCCUGAGCAUCAUAAAGAGAUGGAAAAAUAUGGAUUAAAGAACCAAAGUCGUAAUAAAACUAUUAAACUAUUAACGUAUAUUUAUAAUGAGUUACAUCCUACUAUUGAUUUAUGUGAAACAAUGAACACUAACACACAAAAAAUAAAUAAUGCAUAUGAAAAAUCACAAAAAAAGAGACAAAAUGCAGAUAUUAGUUCAUCGGAUGAAGACAAUAACACCGAAUAUGAAUGCAGUACAACUCUAUUAAAAAAAUGGGACUCAAAUUAUGAUAAAAGAAUAGAAUCUUCGGGAAAAUCUUUAUAUAUGAUUGAAAAUUUCGUUAAAUUAGAUGAUUGUGUUAAUAUGAAAGAAGCAUUUGCGAAAUUAAUGGAAUUUAAUAAAGAUCUACAUAAUAAAAUUUUGCAAUAUGAGCCAUUAAAUGUAAAAUGGUUGUAUCAGUUGUUGAAAACAAGUGGUUUCAAAUGCAAAAUUAAUGAUGUUAUCGAUUUUCUGGAUGAACAGUGUAUCACAUUUAAUAUACCUGAAAAUAAAAUGAGAAACAGAAGUAGAAAAUAAGAAAAUUUUAAUGGAUUUUAAUAGAAAUUAAAGUAU
Molecule: messenger RNA, 3945 nt
Organism: Polistes dominula (European paper wasp)
Lineage: Eukaryota; Metazoa; Arthropoda; Insecta; Hymenoptera; Vespidae
Biological process (GO): DNA repair; DNA replication; resolution of meiotic recombination intermediates
Cellular component (GO): nucleus; Slx1-Slx4 complex
Molecular function (GO): protein binding
Source: RefSeq, a predicted model, not a curated record